Molecule: messenger RNA, 5035 nt
Organism: Thalassophryne amazonica
Lineage: Eukaryota; Metazoa; Chordata; Actinopteri; Batrachoidiformes; Batrachoididae
Gene: hecw2a
Product: HECT, C2 and WW domain containing E3 ubiquitin protein ligase 2a
Biological process (GO): regulation of dendrite morphogenesis
Molecular function (GO): protein binding; ubiquitin-protein transferase activity
Source: RefSeq, a predicted model, not a curated record
ACUGCCUCUUCUUGAACAGUUGCCUCCAGCAAACACGAACCAUGCGCCCUUCCCUCGCCACCGCAGUCCUUCCACCGAGGACCCGCACCCAUAAUGCUCCCAACCUGUCUGUGGGCGCACGUGAGCACCUGUCAGCACCACGGCGGCGCAGCCCCCACCUCCGGCACACCCUCAGCCCAGAAAACCUGCGGAGCCUCGCGGAGCGGGGCGGAGCUGCUGUCGAUGCAACAUCUGUUAUCAACAGUCCUAUUGGGCUUCCACGAGCGAACAGUGACACAGACCUGGUCACCUCCCAGAGCCGAUCCUCGCUGACGGCGUCCACGCUGGAGUACACACUGAGCCGUGGCCAGAACCUCGUCAUUUCCUGGGACAUCAAGGAGGAAGUGGAUGCUACUGACUGGAUCGGGCUCUACCAAGUUGAUGACAGCAGCCCGUCCAACAUGUGGGACUGUAAGAACCGAGGGGUCAAUGGCACCCAGAAAGGUCAAAUCGUUUGGAGGCUGGAGCCCGGACCCUACUUUAUGGAACCUGAGACCAAGAUCUGUUUCAAAUACUACCAUGGAGUCAGCGGAGCACUGAGAGCGACGACACCCUGCAUCACUGUGAAGAAUCCAGCAAUACUGGUGGAUGGACUGGCAGAGCAGGUGGGCAUUGAUCAUCCUCGGAAACUUAUCAGCUUUACGUUGACAGAUCUCCGUGCCACUGGUCUAAAGAAAGGCAUGUUUUUCAAUCCAGACCCAUACCUGAAGAUGUCCAUCCAUCCAGGGAAGAGGAGUGUCUUCCCCAUCUUCAGUCACCAUGGGCAGGAACGACGAUCCGCCAUCAUCGCGAACACUACCAACCCAGUGUGGCACGGAGAGAAAUAUACAUUUGUGGCACUAAUGACAGAUAUCCUGUACAUCGAAAUAAAAGACAAGUUUGCCAAAAGCCGACCGAUCAUCAAACGCUUUCUGGGUCAGCUCACUAUACCUGUGCAGCGGCUUAUCGAAAAAAUACCCGGAGUCCAGCCUGUGAGCUUCUCACUGUGUCGACGUUUGCCCACUGAACACGUAAGUGGCCAGAUGCAGCUCAGAGUGGAGCUCACCUCUACGGGGCCUGAUGGUGCCUCUCCUGACUCCAUCGUUGGUAUUUCAUCCUUGAAUGGUGCUCCAGGAACCCCAUCAGAUGAUGAGGACUUGCCCCAUCACCUUACUGGAGUGGUCUCAGCAGGUCCCUCCCCUACAGGCUCCCAGGGCUCCCAAGGCACAUGGGAAGGUGGAGCAACAGCGCCUGCAGAAAAGGACUUGUCUGUGUUUGGGGGUGAAGGGAGGUUUAGGGAAUUUGAAAGCCUGUCAGGUCAUGGAAUGCUCCAGAGGUCACUGUGUGAAGAGGCCCCCAGGGGCCCUGGGGAAAGACCCUUUUGUGCAGCUUCGCCCCAACUGCGCUCUAGUUUCCCCACCCACACAAGGCUUAGUGCAAUGUUGCACAUCGAUUCAGAUGAGGACGAGGAAAGAUCAGGAGCCAAUGACAUCCCGCCGAUGCCACUGUCACCACUGUUGUUGAAUGGAGACCCUCCAGAGGUUGGUAUUCUUGAUGAAGAUGACCCAUUUUCUGAGCUUCAGCAGGAACCUGAGCGAUUGGAGCCCUUGCUACUGGAGGUGGAGUCCAGGAUUACAGGGGCUCUGAGGGAAGAGGCACCACCUCAGAGUGAGAUGGCAGCAGAGGUGGAGGCGGGUCUGGACUUAGAAGAUCAUUUGGACCAAGAUGUAUUCUGUGAAGUAGAGGAAGCUGUUUUCACAGAGGCUGCUUUACCAGAGAGUGCAGAAGCCCACGUGGAAGGAAGGGGGCCAGGUGAAGACCCUGCAUCAGAGAUUGACACCUGUUCCAUGGCGACAGCCCCACAGAUGGUAUUCUCAUCACCAGAUAGCUGUCCGGUAACCCUGACUACGGCUGUGGCCCAGGAUGGAGCAGAGGCUGCCGUCGAUCCAGGGGGAGGCGUGAUUACAACACCACCAUUCAGCCAAGCUGUGGACGAUGAAGGGGGUGGGUGUGGCAUUGUCAGUGAUGCUGCAGAAGAAGCUCUUCCAGCUGGUGAACGAGUGCUAGUGGAAGAAACCGGCAUCAGGAGGCUGAGUUUGCAGGCUGCUGGAGGCGUGGCUGACCAUCAGGAAAGAGAAGAGACAAUGCCACAUGAGGAGGCAGAGUUCGUGGAUUCAGAGCAGGUUGCCAUAGAGACCGAUGGAGAAGAAGGUACCCACAUCAAUGGACAUCCUGUCCGUUCACUUCCUUCUGUACGACAAGACAUCCACCGGUACCAACGUGUGGAUGAACCGCUUCCUCCCAACUGGGAGGCUCGUAUAGACAGCCACGGAAGGAUCUUCUUUGUAGACCACGUGAACAGGACCACCACAUGGCAGCGUCCCACGGGUCCCCCUGCCCCACAGGGCCUGACCCGCUCCAACUCUAUUCAGCAGAUGGAGCAACUCAACCGCAGGUACCAGAGCAUCAGGAGGACAAUAACGAACAGUGAUCGUUCUGAGGAGAACACAGUCGACCUGCUUCCUGAACCAGACACUGAACUGAUGCCACAUUCUAUUUCUGAAUACCGGCGGGAAAAUGUGGUCGGUCAUCCCACUGGUCGCUCACGUCUCUCCCUGCUGCUUCAGUCACCAAGCGCCAAGUUCCUGUGCAGCCCAGACUUCUUUACUGUGCUGCACUCCAACCCUAGUGCCUAUCGCCUGUUUACGAGCAACACCUGUCUGAAGCACAUGAUCAGUAAAGUGCGUCGAGAUGCUCAUUACUUCGAGCGCUACCAGCACAACCGCGACCUCGUCACCUUCCUCAACAUGUUCUCCAAUAAGCAGCUGGAGCUUCCACGGGGCUGGGAAAUGAAGCUCGACCACACUGGGAAGCCUUUCUUUGUGGAUCACAACUGUCGAUCUACGACCUUCAUUGACCCACGACUCCCUCUCCAGAGUUCUCGCUCCACUGGCUUGCUGGCCCACCGCCAGCAUCUGAGCCGCCAACGCAGCCACAGUGCCGGGGAGGUGGUGGAUGACUCACGCCAAACCAACCUGCCCUUUAUGCCCCGCCCCUCCAGCACCUUCAGCGGCUCCAGUCGAAGUCAGUACCAUGAUCUGGUUCCUGUUGCUUACAAUGACAAGAUAGUGGCGUUUCUACGGCAACCUAACGUCUUUGAAGUCCUGCAGGAAAGGCAACCUGAGCUUGCCAGGAACCACUCGCUCAAGGAGAAGGUGCAGUUCAUUCGCAGUGAGGGAGUCAAUGGACUGGCUCGUCUCUCCAGUGAUGCUGACCUGGUCAUGCUGCUCAGUUUGUUUGAGGAUGAGGUGAUGUCGUACGUCCCGCCGUUACUCCACCCAGGUUACUGUCUUUCCUCUCCUCAGAGCUCACCUGGAACUCAGCGAGCUAAUGCCCGCGCUCCUGCUCCUUAUAAGCGAGAUUUUGAGGCUAAACUGAGGAACUUCUAUCGAAAGCUGGAGACCAAAGGUUAUGGCCAGGGACCGGGGAAAGUCAAGUUGAUCAUACGUAGGGACCAUCUUCUGGAGGACGCCUUUAACCAGAUCAUGUGUUACUCCCGUAAAGACUUACAGAGGAGUAAACUCUAUGUCAGCUUUGUAGGGGAGGACGGGCUUGACUACAGUGGGCCGUCCAGAGAGUUCUUCUUCCUGGUGUCCAGAGAACUGUUCAACCCGUAUUAUGGCCUGUUUGAAUAUUCAGCCAAUGACACAUACACGGUCCAGAUUAGCCCAAUGUCUGCCUUUGUAGACAACCACCAUGAAUGGUUUCGCUUCAGUGGACGAAUCCUGGGCCUGGCUCUUGUCCAUCAGUAUCUCCUGGAUGCUUUCUUCACCCGACCCUUCUACAAGGGGCUUCUUCGUAUCCCGUGUGACCUGAGUGACCUGGAGUUCCUGGAUGAAGAGUUCCACCAGAGCCUGCAGUGGAUGAAGGAUAAUGACAUUGAAGACAUGCUCGACCUGACGUUCACCGUCAACGAGGAGGUUUUUGGACAGAUCACAGAACGAGAGCUGAAGCCAGGUGGAGCUGGGAUCCCUGUGUCAGAGAAGAACAAGAAGGAGUACAUUGAGCGUAUGGUUAAGUGGCGUAUAGAGAGAGGCGUGGCCCAGCAGACUGAGAGCCUGGUGCGAGGCUUCUAUGAGGUGGUGGAUGUGCGGCUGGUGUCCGUUGAUGCCAGGGAGCUGGAACUUGUGAUCGCAGGCACCGCUGAGAUCGACCUGGCAGACUGGAGGAACAACACGGAGUACAGAGGAGGUUACCAUGACAACCACAUAGUGAUUCGCUGGUUCUGGGCAGCUGUGGAGAGAUUCAACAAUGAGCAGAGGCUGAGGCUGCUGCAGUUUGUGACAGGCACCUCCAGUAUCCCCUACGAGGGGUUUGCCUCUCUCCGGGGCAGUAAUGGACCACGUAGGUUCUGUGUGGAGAAGUGGGGGAAAAUCACAUCCUUACCCAGGGCUCACACUUGCUUUAAUCGUCUGGACCUUCCACCGUACCCCUCCUUCUCUAUGCUCUACGAGAAGAUGGUCACGGCUGUGGAGGAAACCAGCACCUUUGGUUUGGAAUAAGCUCGAGCUGCAAUAUCAACGGACAAUCAGGUGUAACUCUUGUGUAACCUGGAGAGAGUACAAACUGGAAAUCUUACAGUCUCACUGAGAGAGACACACAAAAUACAAAACUAAAUAUCCUCAAAAGGCAACUAACCCAUUUCUCCAGCUGCGGCUGGCUCUUCAUCUCACAUCAUGCUGGCUUUAUUCUGAGAUUUUUGCCUUCUUUCUCCCACAUUUCUGAUGGAGGUUGAUCAAGUGGACACCUUGUGGAAGAAAGAAGAAUCAGACAAUUGCUUUUAAAAAUGUGUAUAGUCUUUUUUCUUCUUCUCAUAGUUUAGUUUUCACUGAACCACACGUGUGCUUUAAGUUAAUGGCCUUGGUUACUGGAUUUCUAGCACCCAACCUUCUCCCUCCUCCUCCUUCUUUUCCUCCUCCUCCUCCCACAGGGAUCCAGCCUGCACUACAAAGACACC